This is a messenger RNA of Drosophila grimshawi, 1406 nucleotides long. RefSeq lists its product as uncharacterized. The record is from RefSeq and is a predicted model, not a curated record. The coding region runs from base 211 to 456 and encodes 81 amino acids. Lineage: Eukaryota; Metazoa; Arthropoda; Insecta; Diptera; Drosophilidae. The transcript has 3 exons.
CCGCCCUAGUUCUUUUCCACUGCAGCCCUGUCAGACGGUGUCAGCUGCACGCUAGAGAAUUUUAUUUGCUUUUUAUUUGUUAACGCAUUUAAAUAUUUUCAACGCAGAACACUCGGAACUGCAUAAUAGAGGAGACGUCGACGGACGGAGCAACGCAAAAAUACUUUAAAUUAACUCACACACACAAAAUUAAAAUUGCUGCAACGGACCAUGAAAACAACUAAUGUCGCAUUGUACGCAUUUCGUUUAACCUUCAGUCAGGCACCGCCGCUGUCCGCGCAGGCCUCGACGCACAGCAGCCAUGCGUUUAGUGGCCGCUCGUCGUCGUCGCCCAAUCGGGUGGUGACCCGCUCCGCAACUAUGUUGGCCGUGUUCGGGAUUGCCCUCUCCUCGUUUAGCCUGAAGCAGCUAUUGGCCAACAAGAACACCAAGCACAAUGCUCUGCGCAAGCUUUAAAGCCAAACAAGACGACAACGUUGACUAGGAGCCAUUUGGAGCCAUGUCCUGUGUAGAUGCCACACAUUCUCAGUUCCCUCAUUCUCAGUUCUCUCAUUCUCAUUCCCAUUCUCAUCGUAGUGUAUAUUUGUUUUAAGUUAAGUCAUCAGCCAAAAAAAAAAUGCACUCACAGAACACAGCACAGAAAGGCAUGGCUCGAGGGAGGGAGAGCAGAAGAGAUGGAAUGGAAUCCUAAACACAAUACAUAUUUUGAGAAGUGUAUCUAUUUAAUAUGUGUAUAUAUUUUCUUGUUCACACACACAGACACACACACACAUGAAUGCAACGGUUGCGCAAUGCCAACAAAAAAGGAAUACAAAUUGUGAUAGUUAAUUGUGUACUAAUGAUCAUAAUGAUGAUGAUACUAAUACUGUUGAAGAUGAUGAUGGAGUUAUAAUUGAAGAGCAUCCUAAGUUGGCGUUAUGUCUCUUUAGUUUUAUAUAUAUGUGUUAACAAGUCGCAAUAUAUACAUAUAUAAAUAUAUGUACAAGAAUAUAUAUAUAUAUAUUUUUAGUUAUUCAAAUUCUAAAUUUAAACAUGCAAAGAAACGACUAAGUUGAAAUUCAUUAUUAUCAUUAUAAUAACAAAAGCAAACGUGGGAUAGUAAAUGUUGCCAAACUAUGGGCUGCAAUUGUGCGCAGCAGUAUCCAACAAAUGUAUUAGUUUUAAUUAAAUCAAAUACGAUUUUAAAUAAAAGCAUUAUCAAAAUUAGUCCUUGUCUGCUUUAAUUCUUAAACUUAUUAUUAUCAUCAGAACACUUUAACUAUAACAGUUUCCAUAUUAAAUACGGCUAAUCUAAUAUUUCACUUAUAAAGCACUUUAUAAAUUACUUUCAUAAAAAGGCACUCUAAUUCGAAAUGAUAUUAAUAAAAAACACAGCCAGACACAGUCAGUUGCUGACGUAAUUAUGA